AUGGCGAUAUGGCCAUUUGGUCGGAGCAAUAAGGCCAAGCGGCAUACCAUCCAAGUGAGUCCGGAUGAAGCCGCUGCCUUGCAGUCAUCCAUCGCGAAUGACCCGCUAGCUGCUGCCGCCGCCGUUGGUAUCGAACCCACGUUGGGCCGCAAACCUUCCCUCCGGCCCUCCAAGCGUCAAAACAACAAUCGUCUGUCACGAACCGGUGAAGAGGUCGCUAGCUUAAAUGCUGGCCCUACUCGUUCCUCGUCCCAGCGACAACGUCCCCUAUCAUUAGCCGAACGUCGAUUAUCACAAAUGAGUUCUGACCGCGCCGACCCCGAUGUCCCCCAGCGGACCGAAUCGUUAUUGCGGAGCAAGAACCAAAAUGGCCCCAAUAAACUCCGACGGCGUCUUAGCAAGCGUAAGGCGCACGAGAUCAUGCGUGAGCGUGAAAUUCGCAUGCUGUCCUCCACACCGAUCGACAUCCCGCGUCGAACAGGUCAACCUGACUACAAUAUGAUGGAUCACCGGCGCCGGAAGCAGCCUGGAGGCCGACUCGCCCGCUACCAGUCGGAUGUCAGCUUAUCUAUUCGAGACUCUGCGGCGUCGUCCAUGUCAGAUUUAACAGAUCCCUACACCUUCAAAGUCAACGCGUUCGCGGCGUUGACCCCUCGACCCGUGGUUCGUUACGUCGAAGCGCCACGGGCUCCCACGGCUCGAAGCAGCAACCCACCCAAAGAUCGACUACAGAACCUUACCACAUCGGAGGAGGAUCUUUAUUAUUCUAAGCGGCGAGUAAAUGAGUUGGCCGAUUCGCUGGAUGCUAACACGCUGCGGGAGUUGAUGGACCGAGAUCGUCGUCGUCGGGAAAAGAAGCAAAUUGAUGAUCAGGAGAGGCUACGACGAAAGUUACAAGAAAGAGCCGACGCACAACAAGCGCAGGAGGCACGCGAGGCUGAGGAAGCUGUGGCUGCUGCCGCUGCUGCCGCUGCUGCGAGCGAGGCCGCCCUCGCUGAAGACCCUCAACCGGCCAUGGAGGAUAUUGCGGAGGUUCACAUUGACGAAGAAGAGGAUGAAUCAAAAGCAGAUGCUGCCACCGGGGCCGACACGAUCGAAGAUAGUGUUCCGGUCGUUGAAAACACUGGCGAACCCUCCAUCCGUGAACAUAGGCUGGCGGCACGCUCGAGCUUUGCUCCCUCACACGAGAUGGGUAUGUCCCGAACAACACUUUCGCCCUCCCACUCGUCCGUCCGCCACGGCAUCAGUAGCCCCAGCCAUUCUCAAACCUUUGGAGUGGGUUCGAAUUCUGACCUCUCAGAACGUCGAUUAUCUGAUACCAGCGGGCGCCGUGGAAACACCAUCACACACCUGUUCCGUCGUGGCUCUUCUCGCCUCAAGCGUCGUUACCGGGAGCAUUUCCAGGAUUCUGCACCAUUGGCAUCCAAUCCUUCGAAUGAAUCUUUCUACAGAAUCCAGACCCAGUCUUCCCCUCCUCCAGCAUCUUUAAUCACCCCUCGCGCAUUCAUUGCCACGGGCACCGUCAAACGCGCCCAAUCCAAAUUCACCGAGCACUUUGGCGACGAGCCAAUGUCUCCCCCGGACUCGCGUUUGCAGUCUCCCGAUAUCCCCGAAGAGGUACCCGAAUCCUCACUGGAGCACGACCAGGAUACCUUUCUACAAGGCCCCACCCCGAGUGCCAGUAUGGAUAUCGUCAACCCUCGUCGACGCCACCACCUGUCGUUGGCUGAAAGCUUCGAUGCCGAUUGCGACAACGUGCCACUUUCCCAGUCCCUGGCCUCUAUCGACUCAGAAGGCUCGUGGAUGUCUGGGCAGUUCUUCCGCCGAAUGCACCAGAAACCCAGCAGCCCCGUCCGUACCACAAUGAAUUCCUUCGGUCCCUCCAACCUAGAUGACACCGAGAUGUUCGAUGAAGCACGCGAGUCUAUCGACUCGCGCUGUAACGUGAUGGGCGAGCCAGAUCUUGAUAAUGAACUGGUCAGCACGAAGCCCGACACAGCGGACGAAAUGUGGCACAGCGAGGUCGGUCGCCGGCCUGUUCUUGUCAACCCGGUAUCUCGACCAAAAUCUAAUCAGGGGGCACUGCGAUGCAUCCCCUCUUUGGCGCCAAUAUCAGGCGAAGAGGACUAUAGCCCCGUGAGCCCUAUGGAGGAAGAGAACCUUGAGAAUCUCCCCCGACGUGUGGUCAGUGUCCACGGCAUAAUCGACCAUGUUUAA
Molecule: messenger RNA, 2217 nt
Organism: Penicillium verhagenii
Lineage: Eukaryota; Fungi; Ascomycota; Eurotiomycetes; Eurotiales; Aspergillaceae
Exons: 1
Coding region: 1-2217 (738 amino acids)
Source: RefSeq, a predicted model, not a curated record